AUGACAGAGCAAAUUGUUAAUUUAAAUGUUGGCGGACAGAGGUUUGCAACUUCACGACAAACUUUGACAUGGAUACCGGACACGUUCUUCACAAGCUUGUUGAGUGGACGAAUUCCUACUGUACGCGAUGAAACAAAUGCGGUUUUCAUUGAUCGAGAUCCGGGAAUGUUUCGAAUAAUUUUAAAUUAUCUACGGACAAAGCAAAUUGAUUUAAGCGGAGUGAGUUUGAUGCAUUUAAAACAUGAAGCACAAUAUUACGGCUUGGGACCUCUAGUGAAACGGUUAACUUUAUGUGAAGAAUUAGACGAAUGUGCUUGUGGCGAUGUACUUUUUAAUGCUUACUUACCUCCGCCUGCAUUACCCUUAAACGAAGGUUCAUCAUCAUCAUCACCAAAUUCUGCAAGAAGCCAGAAUACGCCUAAUUCGUCGACAGAUUCACGUGGCUUAAUUUCGGUUCCCUUUCCUUCUCUUCAUUCUCGAAGUUUAAGUGAACACGCAGCAGUGCCUGAAGUUGAAAUGGCAUCUGGUAUUUCUUCAUUCAGAGCAUCACAGCAGCCACGUUUGCUUCCAAGCAUGGAAGCUAAAUUUCAGGUGCCACAAGCUGUGGAAGUACUGGUCAACAAGACAGUAAAAGGCAGCUCAAGUUUGCCCACAAAGCAGCUGUCAUCUGUUGAAAGUCAUGAAGAUCUAAAAUUUCCAGUCAAUACAGAAAAAUCGAAUGUAGCAAGCUUAUCAAUGGAAAGCAGCAGCAGCACAUCAAGGACCAUGUCACAACAUUUUGCUUCACAUUUCUCAGCAGUUAGCCCAGAUUUUAUGACCGCAUACAAUGUUUGCAGUAACCCUUCUAAAAUUUACCAAAGCCACAUGAAAAAGAGUUCGUUUGAAUUGACCCGUCAGUUGAAAGGUGAGCUAUCAUUGCUGACGCGUUACUCUGCGCGAAUGUCUGAUCAGCUGUCAGAGCCGCUACGAGUUCGAGUGAUUAGAGCACAUUAUAAUGCAGUUGCCGUAGGCUAUGCAUAUUUUGUGUGUUGUUACAGAAUGAAAGAAAGUUUGGGUUGGCAACAGCUGUAUAUAUCACCACGUAUGGAUGCUGUUGUUCGUCAUGUUGCGUUGUAUGCAAAAUUUGGAGAAAAAAUGUUAGCCGUUUCAUUAGCUAAUAAUGCUAUAUAUUUGUGGAAUAUUUCAGAAGGAGAUGCGAAUUUUGGAACCAAAAUUGGAACGUUCACUCUGUUGGUUCCUGUUGAUAAGUUGUUCUUUAUUGGGAGCCAGUUGGUAGCACUGAGUAAAAUUGGCAAGGUUGGAAUCUGGCAUUCAAUGACGCAUAAUUGGCAAGUCCAAGAUGUCGUCGCGAUAUCUUGUUAUGAUACAGCGGGAUCAUUUUUGCUUCUUGGGUGCACCAAUGGAUCCAUUUAUUAUAUCGAUAUGCAGAAAUUCCCUUUGCGUAUGAAAGAUAACGAUUUGCUGAUUACGGAACUUUAUCGAGAUCCAAACGCCGAUAUUAUCACCGCUAUAAGCGUUUAUCUGACGCCGAAAACAAAUCUACGUGGAAAUUGGAUUGAAAUUGCUUAUGGAACUUCAAGUGGUAGUGUCCGAGUGAUCGUACAACAUCCAGAAACAGUGGGUCAUGGUCCACAGUUGUUCCAAACUUACACCGUCCAUACGUCUCCAGUUACACGAGUUGCUCUUACAACCAACCAUCUUAUCAGCGUGUGCAGCGAAUAUAAUCAUGUUCGUUCCUGGGGUGUAACGCGUUUUCGUGGCAUGAUUUCGACGCAACCGGGUAGUAUAUCUUUAGCAUCUUUCAAGAUACUUACUCUUGACAGCACUGAUGAUAUGCUUGAUGCGGACGGAAACGACCCAGGACCAUUUGGUGAUCAAGAUGGCGAGCAAGUUUUUGUUCAACGAGUAGUACCCGGUACUAAUCAAGUCUUUGUAAGAUUGGCGUCGAACGGCGACAGGCUUUGUACCAUUCGAACUGUUGGUGACUCGGCAAUAACUGCCUUUCUGGUUCAUGAAUGUGAAGGUUCACGUGUAAAUUCAAGACCGAGGAGAUUUUUGUUCACUGGAACUUCCAAUGGUUCCAUCCAAAUGUGGGACUUAACGACAGCUCUGGAUCAGUACCAUGCUAGUUUAUCAUUUCCAAAUUUUUUUCUAGGUAAUCAAGCGAGUGGAGCUGAUAAAACAGCUGGUACUGUAUCCACAACUACUACAGCAUCUACUACCGCCAAUGCUAUGCUAUUUGCAAAUCGAGUUAGUGAUGCGGUGCGACAGGGACCAACUCCCGAUGAACUUCUCCGCUUAAUUGAUGGUUGUGAGAUUUGUUGUGCUAGCCUGACGACAACACCUUCAAGUGCACAACAUGCAUCCUCCAUCCAUUUAUCCUAA
Molecule: messenger RNA, 2385 nt
Organism: Cercopithifilaria johnstoni
Lineage: Eukaryota; Metazoa; Nematoda; Chromadorea; Rhabditida; Onchocercidae
Source: the annotation of a GenBank genome assembly